AGAGAAUGUGAAGCAUUUCUCAUUUCUUUUUCCUUUAUUUUUCGUCUUCUUCUUCGUCUUCGUUGAUUUUUUCUUUCUAAAUUCUAAAUUCCCAGCAUUUCACUUCACUGCUACAAACAGGAGAGAGAGAGAGAGAGAGAGGGAGACCCAGUUGUGUUUUUUUUUUAGUUCUAGCUGUUUACCUAAUGUGCGGCUGAGGUGGCCGUUGGGUUUUGUUUUUUUUUUUUUUGGUUGAUCUAUAAAAAGAUCACAUGGCGAGUGUGUAUUCUGACGACGAUGGCUCCGAUCAGCAGAGCGAGCGUUGCGGAAGCUACAGUUUGAGUGCUGACGUCAGCGAGUCAGAGAGUUGCAGUAGCUUCUCGUGUCGGCGUUUCGAUGGAGAAGGUUGUUCGAGUUCGAUGACGUCAUCUCCGAGGUUAAUGGCGGCCGGAGGAGGGUUCGGUUUUCAGUUGCCGGUGAUCGGAGGGAAGGAUGUCGUGAUUUGGGAUGACGAGAAGACUGAGAAACGCGACGCCGAUUUGUCCGGAAUUGAGAUGAUGAAGGAGAGAUUUGCAAAGCUUCUUUUAGGAGAAGACAUGUCUGGAGGUGGAAAAGGAGUGUGUACCGCACUUGCCAUUUCGAAUGCAAUCACAAAUCUCUCUGCUACAGUCUUUGGUGAAUUGUGGAGAUUAGAACCAUUAGCACCACAGAAGAAAGAAAUGUGGAAGAGGGAAAUGGAAUGGCUCUUGUGUGUGAGUGAUUCGAUUGUUGAGCUUGUACCAUCCAUACAAGAAUUCCCUGGAGGAGGCACUUAUGAAGUCAUGGUGACAAGGCCACGGUUGGAUUUGUAUAUGAACCUUCCGGCCCUUAAGAAGCUUGAUGCAAUUUUGAUUACCAUGCUUGAUGGUUUUAGUGAGACAGAGUUUUGGUAUGUUGAUCGGGGUAUAGUUGUGGGUGAUGGUGGUGAUUGUGGUGCUUAUUCAUCGUCUGUUUCUGGAGGGAGACCCUCAAUUAGGCAGGAAGAGAAGUGGUGGUUGCCGUGUCCGAAAGUUCCACCGAAUGGUUUGUCUGAAGAUGCAAGGAAGAAGCUGCAACAAUGUAGGGAUAGCACAAACCAAGUACUAAAGGCUGCCAUGGCGAUCAAUAACAGCGUGCUCGCUGAGAUGGAGAUUCCUACUGCUUACUUGGAGACAUUACCAAAGAAUGGAAAAGAUUGUUUGGGUGAUAUCAUUUACCGCUACAUUACAGCCGAUCAGUUCUCGCCAGAAUGUCUCCUUGAUUGCCUUGAUCUGUCAACAGAACAUCAAACUCUGGAAAUAGCUAAUAGGAUUGAGGCAGCAGUACAUGUUUGGAAGCAGAAAGAUCAGAGGAAACACACGAAUCACACCAAAGGGAAGCGCUCGUCAUGGGGAGGAAAGGUCAAGGGCCUUGUGUCCGACAGUGAGAAGAACAAUUUUUUAUCACAAAGAGCCGAGACCCUUUUACAUAGCUUGAGGGCUCGAUUCCCCGGCCUUCCACAAACAGCAUUGGAUAUGAACAAAAUUCAAUACAAUAAGGAUGUUGGGCAGUCAAUUCUUGAAAGCUACUCGAGGGUGAUGGAGAGUUUGGCUUUCAACAUUAUGGCAAGGAUAGAUGAUGUUCUUUAUGUUGAUGAUGCUAUCAAGCAACGUGCUGCGGCAGAAACAGUUUCUCUUUUCAGCAGGAGCGGUUUCAGUGGUCGUCCGAUCCAAAGGCGAUUGUCUCCUAGUCCCUUCUCAAUUCAACACACUCCUUAUGCCUCUCCUUUCGCAACACCGACCUUUUGUUCGCCAACCCCACUCACCGGAAGUCCACGACGAGCAGCUUCCUCUUUGAAGAGAAAUGAUAUUAAGGAAGAACCUGACCGGAAAUUUGAAAAACCAUUCGCGAGUGAAUUUGAGAAGGUGUGGUCGUAUACAGGUAGCCUGAGCGCGAGAAGGGUUUCAGAAAAUGCGCCGGAGAGAGACUGAAAUCAAAGAUUCAUGAUCCCAUGUAAGAUAAAGUUCUAUAAAUAGAAGUAACUCAGUUUAGUUGGGUGUCUGACUGGUUAAGAAAUAUUGGUAUAUCUAGUAUUUGUAUAUUUCUUUGCAUUAGGAAGAGUAGUCCUAUUUUUCGAGUGGAGUCUAAGCUAGUAUCGAUCGGUUUGACACGUCUUUCUGUCCCGAACCUAAAAAUUUGAUUCAAUCAACUCAAGUUCUAAUUCGAUCUAA
This is a messenger RNA of Gossypium raimondii (Peruvian cotton), 2207 nucleotides long. RefSeq names its product rop guanine nucleotide exchange factor 1. Lineage: Eukaryota; Viridiplantae; Streptophyta; Magnoliopsida; Malvales; Malvaceae. The transcript has 5 exons. The coding region runs from base 252 to 1967 and encodes 571 amino acids. Gene Ontology annotation, molecular function: guanyl-nucleotide exchange factor activity. The record is from RefSeq and is a predicted model, not a curated record.